Messenger RNA from Nicotiana tabacum (common tobacco), 964 nucleotides. Lineage: Eukaryota; Viridiplantae; Streptophyta; Magnoliopsida; Solanales; Solanaceae. The record is from RefSeq and is a predicted model, not a curated record.
AAAGCUUAUACACUGACUGAACAAGAAGGUUUCUUUGGCUACUUUCUUCCAUGCAUUUCUCUUCUUCACAUCCAACAUCACUUUCUAUGUUAUUGUACAUUUGUACUCUCUCUUACUCUAAGACUUCCUCUCUUUUUUCUUCUUUUCCUUGUGGUCCAUCCCCUCCUUUAAAGCUUGUCCGUUAUCACUUUUUUCCCUAAUCCUUUUCUAGCUACUAUAACACCAUGCUUACUUCUUUUUAAUUUCUUCAUCCUUCCAAGUUCAUUCCCACUACGUAAUAGCUUUCACUUUGCUCCAAACAAACAAAGAAGGAAAAAAGAUAAGAGGAGCCAACUACACAAAAUUUGAAAAGGAAUUUUCUUACAUUUAUUUGAAGCAUGUCAAGCAGAAGGUCCAGAGAUUCGGGGUCUUCGAGGAUUUCAGAUGAUCAGAUGAUCGAACUCGUAUCCAAAUUGCAACAACUUCUACCUGAGAUUCGAACUCGCCGUUCCAGCAAGGCAUCAGCAUCAAAGGUGCUCCAAGAGACUUGCAACUACAUUAGAAGCUUGAACAGAGAAAUGGAUGACCUCAGUGAUCGACUCUCUCAGUUACUAUCCACUGUAGAUGCUGACAGUCCAGAAGCUGCAAUUAUCCGCAGUUUGAUAAUAUGAUUAAUUAUUUUGAUUUAUAUAUUACAAGUAUUCUACUAACUAGUUGAGAGAGUUAGUCAUGAGUGGUUUUAUAUGCAGACUUUGAAUGACGUAGGAGCAUCUACUAGGUACAAGAUGUCAAAAUAAAAAUUGAUGUCACGUUUAAUGGGCCGUCUAUGUAUUUAGCCUUGUUUUUUCCUCCUCUAGGUUCUAUUAGUCACUAGCUAGGCCAAUCAUGAGUUAGAUGAAAUGUAAGUAUAGGAUCCAACGGACUCUUGCUUGUAAUUACGUUUUCUCACUAUAAUUAAUAAGAUGGACUAGUACUUUCGAAGUUA